Striga asiatica is the source of this 420-nucleotide messenger RNA. NCBI's taxonomy places the organism in Eukaryota, Viridiplantae, Streptophyta, Magnoliopsida, Lamiales, Orobanchaceae. The record is from the annotation of a GenBank genome assembly.
AUGGGUAGAUGUAGAGGAAAAAUGAAAAAACAAUCCCCUAUUGCUCGUGAAGAUAGUUCAAGCUUUGAAGAUGAGAAAGUACCCAUGAAGAGAAGGGGGAGGCCACAAAAAGUAAUGAACGAUGAAAUCAAGAAUGGUGAUGAGUUCGAAAGGUUAGAUGGAAACGAACAAGAAUACGAAAAUGGUGAGGAUGCUAAAAAUCCAGAUGCGAGUAAAAGUAGCAGAAAUGGUGCUACCAUAGAGAAUGGCAAGAAGAGGAAAAGGCCUUCACAGGAAGGUGAAGAUUUAGUCGUAAAAGAGGAAAAUGGCUUGGGGACCACAACUAAUGUGAAUGCCUUGAUAAAAAAUGUGAGCUAUAGACAAAAUGGAAGUCGGAGGAAAAACAAGCCUAGACGUGCAGCUGAGGUUGGCAUCGAGUGA